Corticium candelabrum is the source of this 3539-nucleotide messenger RNA. RefSeq lists its product as uncharacterized. The coding region runs from base 49 to 3495 and encodes 1148 amino acids. The transcript has 31 exons. Gene Ontology annotation, molecular function: protein binding. The record is from RefSeq and is a predicted model, not a curated record. Gene Ontology annotation, cellular component: transcription factor TFIIIC complex. Gene Ontology annotation, biological process: transcription by RNA polymerase III. NCBI's taxonomy places the organism in Eukaryota, Metazoa, Porifera, Homoscleromorpha, Homosclerophorida, Plakinidae.
CCCGUAUUCUGGUGAUGGUAGUAUGAAAGUGUCGGUGGUUUAGACGCGAUGGAGAGAGAAACUGGAGACGAAACUGCUGGAACAGAAACAAGACGUCAAGAACUGUUUAUUCAGAGCUGCGGAGAAAGCAUUGGGUCAAGCAGUUUUGCAAAUGAGAGCUCACCUGUACUGCCACCACUCUCUUCUUCUGCCACCUUGAAUAUUGCUCCGAAGCCGGAAGAAAUCGUGCAGGCUCUCAAGCAGCGAUGGACUUUGCUUUCUUUGCCUCAAUCUGCCGUUGUCGUUGUCCACUCUGAUGGAGAGUCUAGUGUCAGUGUCGCAAAUGCUGCUGGUGAUAUUGCUGCUUCGAAGGAGGAUGGCUCUAUGCAGGGGUCUAGUAUAGGAAGAAAGAGAAAGGAGAACGUUGAGUCGUCUUUGCGUCACAUAUGCCAGUAUUGUGGUAAAGAGUAUAAGUCAGAUAAAUGGCUGAAGCAUCACAUUCAACUGAAGCAUGGGGAUGGAGAUGACAAUUCUGGUGAUGACGACAGUGAUGACUCCAAUGAUGAAGCAUUUGUUGCUGAGAUGAUUGCUACGAAGUUUAGCAAAAAUUUUGUGUGUGAACAUUGUAAGAAGAGAUACAAAUCCUUCGUUGGCUUAAAAUAUCAUUUAGAAACGCAGCACACUGAUCCAGCAACUGCCGCCAGCUUUGACUGUGAAGAAUGUGGGAAGCAUUACAGAUCAAAUGCUGGACUAAAGUAUCAUCUUCAGCACCAUCACUCAACACCACCCAUCACUGAAACUUUGAAAUCUUGUAAUGUGAAUGACGUUCCAAGCAUUCAAGAUGAAAAUGACAGUAGAAAUGAAAGUGCAAACAAUGAAAUUCAACAGUUAGAAGAUGGCACGUGGGUUUGCCUCACUUGUGGUAAGAAAGAUAAGUCAGCACGAGAUAUUUUUCAUCAUAUUGACAUGACUCAUGCAAGAAAAAAGCCAAGAAUUGAUACAACAGGUCAUGGCAUGAGGAGAUCUGCUCAGAAAGCUUUGAGAACAUUUGCUUGCCAAAGUGAUCAAGAUGAUGAUGCUUGCAGCGUAUUGUCUCAUCAUUCAGAUGAUAAUGAGUAUGCAUCUUCAGUCCAACCAAGUGAAAGUAUGAGUAAAUACAGAACAAAAACAUCAAAUAUACACCACAAAGCAAAGUCAUCGAGAGUGAGGACAGCAACUGCAUCAGAGAUAACCGAAAUACAGGAGUCACAGAAACAGAUCAUUAAUGUUAAUACAUCAAACUGGAAGGAUGUGUUUACGACAGAUCAAGUGAUCGACAUUGAGAAACGGCUGAGACAGGGAAGAAAGCUGAAGUGCUUCAAUAAGGACUGUGACAAAAGUUUAGGAACGGCUGUUGGAUUGGCAUAUCACUACCAGAGAUGUGGCAGACAGACUCCACAAUAUUUAUGUGAAAUCUGCCAUGCAGUGUACUCUUCGCAAGCAGGACUGACAUAUCAUAUGAGGAAUGUUCAUGCUCCUAACGUAACUAUUGAUUUUUCAGCAGACAUGAUUUCGGAAGAUUCAGAGGACAUGGAUUGGAGUUUUCCUGACGAGAGCUCUGGUGCAAAACUUAAGGAAACAAGGAAUGCAUUUGUAUCAGAGAGAAAGAGACAGAAACAUCAGCACCUGGUGGAAAGCAUUGCCAACGUUGACCUCACUUUGAGUGGCACCAAAGAGAACCUCUUUUCUGGAAGAGCUUCCAAUCGUGUUCCCAGUGCAAGGAGUAAGGAGAUUAGACGUGUCAAGUUGUUGGCAGCAGAUCCAAGAGCAAAAGGCUGGACUGAAAUAAGUCGUGCUCGUUACUCACACAACUGUGUACUGGAAGACUUGACGCCUCACUCUGCAGCAUGGACGCUUGUCUCUCCCAAUGAAGCAUCGUCUCACCUGCCAACGGCCCAACUUUCUUCUCCUUUUGUGGUGAAGAACAUUGAGAAAGGAGGAAAACAGUGUACAUUGAGUAGGAAAGAAAGUAACAGUAGAAAUGACAGGGAUGAGCCUCAUCAGGUUACCAAUCUUGAUGAAGACAGUUCUGUUGAUAGCAACAUACGUUAUCAACUUAAACUGUUUGAGUAUUGCUGUCUGUCUUCUGUGUAUCAAGAUGAGAGUCUCGUGUUUAAUGCGGGUGGGCCUGUCUGGGCAAUGGAUUGGUGUCCACAACCAGAGGGUAGUGACUGUGUUGUUGAGUAUUGUGCCAUUAGCGUACAUCACACGUCUGAUGAAACUCACAGUGUUGGGAGAGCGUUUAAUGGAAAAGGUGUUAUUCAGUUGUGGGCAAUAAAGGAUUCUCACUCUCUAUCCGCUCACAUGGAUAUAGCAAUUGCUCAUGGCUGGGGUUGUGUGUGGGACAUCAAAUGGAGUCCUCAGGCAUGGCAAUGUGAACGGCACGAGUUUGCUAAUGAGACUGAGUGGCGUCGACUUGGAGUAUUGGCUGUGGCUUGUAGUACAGGCAAAGUUCAGAUUCUCAGUAUACCACAUCCAUCGCACUUGAAACAAUCGCAGUCACUUGAUUACGCUCUUUAUCAUGCUCAGCCCAAUGUUACGCUUAUUCCUGGUGCUGUCGGUCAUCAUAAGGAUGGGCAACAUGGGCAGGCAUGGUGUGUAAGCUGGAGACCAGAUGAUGGUCAUAGCCAAGUAGCUGCUGGUUUUUCUGAUGGGAGUGUUGGUAUAUGGCGUAUUGAUACAAAGUGUCCAUGGCUACAAGUCAAGGCUAAUGGUGGGGACAGUUCGUUGCCUGGGAAGGUGCUGUUGCCGGUUCAGCAGUUUUUUGCACAUGGGGCUGUUGUUAGAUCUCUGUGUUGGUCAGCAGUAAAUACUGACAUAAUUGCGACUGCUGCUCACGGCAGAGAUUCAGUUGUACGAGUUUGGAACUUAAAUGAUGUAUCUACUCCUGUUCAAGAUCUUGGCCAAUUAUCUGGCUGGGUAUACGAAAUGCAGUGGCUUACCUACUGGAACAUUUUGGGAACAGUCGGGGACUACACACCCGUAUCAAAGGUGAAACGUCAUGCGGAACUGGUCAUGUUGAACAAGUUGAGCAGCCACAAACAGCCAAACAGAAGACCGUUGUGUCCAAGAUCAUCACCUUUUAUGAGCACCUCGUUCAGUGAGUGGCACAACACUUUGGCUUUCGGUAGUGCAGACGGCUGUGUGUGUAUUCAUAUUCUUCCAUCUCUUGCUUCUUCGGUUGUCUCACUAGAUGGUGACUGGGAUCUAUUUAGUGUUUCUGAAGAGAAACCAGAAAAUUCAGACGAUGUUGUGAUUGUUUUCAGUGAUUACGACAUGCAAAAAUUUGCUGUCACAUCGGCUGGCAACCCCAAAGGAACUAGAAAAUCUGAAAUUGCUUCUCACACUGUUCUUUCUUCUCCUCUGAGUGCGGUUAAUAAGGUACGAUGGAACCCCAACUAUAAACACAGACUGUGGCUACUUAGUGGCACCAAAUCAGGUCUAGUCCGAUUGACGAGGGUUGGUGGCUUGCUCUAGGUAAACCAGUAAGACUGAUGCUUUAUUUCAUUUUACGCUAGUUA